AUCACCUCCACCACCCGACCCCCAGGAGCAGCGCCCGCGCCGACCCCAUCAACAUAGACGCCUCCCGGCAGCACCGGAGCCCGAGGAGUGGGUUGCAGGAUUGUUACAGAUGCCAAUGCAGAUUUGUACUUGAACUCUGCCUCCGCCCCCCGCACUUCACUUCUUCGGACAAGGAGACAGGUCAGCGCCAUUUUCCUCCUCUCAUGCGGUCCUACACGUUAAAAUGCUGGUGCAGGUAAAGUACAGCCAACAGCAGAAGUAUGUGAAGUUGGAUGAGGUUGAAGGACAGUUUGACUUUCUGCAUUUCCAUGUAAAAGUCCUCGAGAGAUUUUGCCUGCCACCUGAUGCACAGGUUAUAUACAAGGAUGCAACAGGGACAGAAGUUGAUGCAGAAAUAUUCAGCGACCUCGUUGGACAAGGCAAUGCAGUGCUGACAGUUUUCUCAAAUGAUGAAUUUGAUAGCUCCUUGUCUUCUUCCUCUGAGAUGUCUGACUCAAGCUUCAGCUCAAGUGCAUCAACUGUAAUCUUGGAUGAGGUCCCUAGCAAGAGACAAAGAAUUGAGGAUACACGUGCAGUGUCUGCUAAACAGUUGAUUGAAGUUGUGCUAAGAGGCAAGUCCGGUGGUGAAAAAGUACUACAGGAGUACCAAACAACAGAAACCCUAACAGAUGCUACGAGGAGACAAAUGGUUAACAUACUGGUGGCUCACAUGAUUGAUAAUCAUGGGCACCUAGCCACUAAAGCAAUCCGAGAAGAGUAUGCUCUUGGUAUAGUGAUGCUGUUCCCUUCCCUCAAGGAUCCAUAUUCCAAGAAAGGCUAUGUGGAUCAAGACUUCGCUCUCCUAUUUGAUGACGAGACAUCCGUCAGGCUACUUCAGAAAUGGAAUGUGUUCUUCAAGCCAAAUGUCAUAAAAGAGGCUAAGCGGCUUACUUCAACACCAGAGUUGCGUCGCUUGGUGCAGUCAGCAGAAAGUCCCCCAGGAAGUGAUCUUGAUGAGGCAGCAGCCUACGACCAAGAAAUGGCCUCGCUGUUGUUGCUGAUACAUCUCCUUCCACCACCGCCAGGGGGUCCCAAGUCUCCAAAGAUUAGUGCAUGUGACGCAGUUGAGAGACUUGUAGUCUUUCAUAAGUCAUGCUGCAAUUUGGAAGAGCAUCUCCGCAACCAGCAGGGUCGGCAGCCGUACCUCCUCGCUGUUGGGUGUCAGAAGAGUAAGAUUGACAGCUUGUACAUUGCCAUGGAUAAGCAUCUCAUCCCAUGCCAGGCAAACCGCUCCCUUGGGGCAUGUGAUGAACUUUUCAAAGCACAUUUUGUGUUUAAUGUGUCUUAUGAUGCUGCAUUUGUAAAUGUUUACACAUUCCUGCAGACAACAGUGUAUAACAUUAAUGUGGGGAAAAUGAAGGAGUCACCCAGAGUUAGAGACCUAAGAGCAAGACUGCUUAACCAGCCAGUAGCACUCUCACUCCAUGAGUAAGAGGCUAAGACAAUGCUGACCUGUUUCAUGUGUCAGAAAUCGUAUCCCAGCAGUCAUCAGUUGAUUUCACAUUUAAGAGUUGAACAUGGUUACUAUCCUGGACUCAGGUUCAAAUUGCUUUGUUCACAGCAAGGGUGUAGGCACCAGUUCCAAACAUAUACAGCUUUUCGGAAGCACCUUAAUAGUGUUCAUAGUAAUGUUCAGCAAGUUCCUCAAACUUCAACUGCUGCAUGUUCCUCUAGCG
Messenger RNA from Epinephelus moara (kelp grouper), 1715 nucleotides. RefSeq lists its product as uncharacterized. The transcript is spliced from 10 exons. The coding region runs from base 224 to 1471 and encodes 415 amino acids. The record is from RefSeq and is a predicted model, not a curated record. NCBI's taxonomy places the organism in Eukaryota, Metazoa, Chordata, Actinopteri, Perciformes, Serranidae.